AUGCUCGUCAAGCACGGCGGCACCGACGUGGUGGCCGAGUUGGCGGCGCGCAGAGCCCCCAGCAAGGACGACGAAAAGAAGAAGGCGGACUGGAGGAACCCCAACACGACCGUCUUCACCCCAGAGCAGCUGCGGGAGCAGGCGGCGCGCUUGCAGCGCGAGCAGGAGGCCGAGCACCGCCGUACCUAG
Molecule: messenger RNA, 189 nt
Organism: Gaeumannomyces tritici R3-111a-1
Lineage: Eukaryota; Fungi; Ascomycota; Sordariomycetes; Magnaporthales; Magnaporthaceae
Exons: 2
Coding region: 1-189 (62 amino acids)
Source: RefSeq, a predicted model, not a curated record